GGAAGUUGUAGGAGGAUCUUUCCCUCUUGCAAAGCCCCGAGAUUAUUCUGUACCUCAGUCGUCGUUUACAUGCAGAGACUUUAAUUGUAGGAGUCUGGAAGGACCCAGAAAUAGUCCAGCUCAGCAUCAGAACGCUCUCUGCAGACUUGGACAUGGGGUCCUCCAAGAAGGUUACCCUCUCAGUGCUCAGCCGGGAGCAGUCGGAAGGGGUUGGGGCACGGGUCCGCAGGAGCAUCGGCAGACCCGAGUUAGAAAAUUUGGAUCCAUUUUUACUGUUUGACGAAUUCAAAGGCGGUAGACCAGGAGGAUUUCCCGAUCACCCACAUCGAGGUUUUGAAACAGUAUCUUACCUUCUGGAAGGGGGUAGCAUGGCCCAUGAAGAUUUCUGUGGACAUGUUGGUAAAAUGAACCCAGGAGACCUGCAGUGGAUGACCACGGGCCGGGGCAUCCUGCACGCCGAGAUGCCGUGCUCUGAGGAGCCAGCCCAUGGCCUACAACUGUGGGUAAAUUUGAGGAGCUCCGAGAAGAUGGUGGAGCCUCAGUACCAGGAACUGAAAAGUGAAGAAAUUCCAAAACCCAGCAAGGACGGCGUGACGGUUGCUGUCAUUUCUGGAGAAGCCCUGGGAAUAAAGUCCAAGAUUUACACUCGCACACCAACCUUGUAUUUGGACUUCACAUUGGACCCAGGAGCAAAGCAUUCCCAACCUAUUCCUAAAGGGUGGACAAGCUUCAUUUAUACCAUUUCUGGAGAUGUGUAUAUUGGGCCUGAUGAUGCACAACAAAAAAUAGAACCUCAUCACACAGCAGUGUUGGGGGAAGGUGACAGCGUCCAGGUGGAAAACAAAGAUCCCGAGAGAUGCCACUUUGUCUUAAUUGCUAGGGAGCCAAUAAGAGAACCAGUUGUCCACUAUGGUAAGCCCAAAACAAUGGUGACCUUCUUGGCUGAUUUUCUUUUUCUCUGAAAGUAGUGUAUGUAUAUAAUGUUAUUGGUAAGAAGAGAUGGCUUGUUGUCCUCUCUCUACAAAUUUUUGGAUGUUGUUUCCUUUCUCUAUUGUCAGAGGAAAAUAUAUACAUGGCACUCGUUUCUACCUCCAUUCACUCUUUCUUUUAAAGCAGCAUUUCUUCAGUAGCUAACCAUGUGUAGGACAUUGUGCUUGGAAUUGUGGGGAAACACCAGUAAUAUUUUUUUGCACUGUUUCACAGGGGAGUUCAACUUUAAAAAGAUUUUAUGGGUUACUUGGGACUUUAAAUAUCAUUUUUCUCUUUAUCCAAAGUAACAGUGAUUUCAAUACUCUCCUUGUAGCUUAUUGUAUUUUUAGUGAAAACUAUAAACCUCUUAUGAAUAAUGUCUUGGAAAGUUUCUAAAACAUUUAAGUCAUUCUUUGAUUAUUUAAAAAAUGAAUAUACGAAACUCUGGUAGAAUAGAAAUAGGACCAUACCUGGAGGCAGACCAUCCUGGUGUAAGGGCUCACAGUAGUCACUUCAGUUCUUUGUGUCUUGGCAUCUUUAUAACAUCGCUGUUUGAUUAAGUGAGGAGCAUCUGGAAGCACCUAGAACUCAGCUUAUUAUUUAGAUAAAUGUCUACAAAACCUAUGUCCAUUCAAAGCCCAUGACAUUACCUUGCUUUGCAUGAAUUCCCAGGUACACAUAAUGAUUUCAGAAAAAACCUCAGCUGAUCAUAAAUUUAAAGAACACUGAUCAUUUUUAAAGUACUCUG
Choloepus didactylus (southern two-toed sloth) is the source of this 1717-nucleotide messenger RNA. It is a transcript of the gene PIR, whose product is annotated as pirin. Gene Ontology annotation, molecular function: quercetin 2,3-dioxygenase activity. The record is from RefSeq and is a predicted model, not a curated record. Bases 153 to 962 code for a protein of 269 amino acids. Gene Ontology annotation, cellular component: nucleus. Gene Ontology annotation, biological process: monocyte differentiation. The transcript has 9 exons. Lineage: Eukaryota; Metazoa; Chordata; Mammalia; Pilosa; Megalonychidae.